Messenger RNA from Neomonachus schauinslandi (Hawaiian monk seal), 2588 nucleotides. RefSeq names its product pleckstrin homology domain containing M3 (gene PLEKHM3). The transcript is spliced from 7 exons. Lineage: Eukaryota; Metazoa; Chordata; Mammalia; Carnivora; Phocidae. Bases 55 to 2328 code for a protein of 757 amino acids. The record is from RefSeq and is a predicted model, not a curated record.
UGAAGCCCUUUCCUGAACCAGCUGAGGAGCCUUAGGCCUCUUGGAGCCUGUGACAUGGAAGCUUUGGAAGUGGAUGAUAUCAGCCCAGCCUUGGAAGUUACUGAGGAUUUCUUUAGUACUUUUGAUACUAAGCUAGAAAAGGCUGUGCAGCAAGCUGAGGUUUAUGGGAUUCAGGAAGUCCCUGAAUUGGUGGGGCACGAGGUCCUCACUAACAUAACAGACAAUGGUGCUAUCAGAAAUGUUGCCUCCCUGGGCAAGGGGGGCCUGAUUUGGGACCACUGUAAGAGCAGGCUCUUAGAAACCAAAGCUCAAAAUGUCUUCCCUGCCAAAGAACAGUUUAUGGUUCAGAAGGGGACAGCCCCAGAUAAUCUUUCGUGGAUGGAACAAAAGGAAGCAUCGACCUUUAAUUUUUUCAACAUCUGUCCGCGUCGGAGGGACAGGCCUCGCUCUGUCAAUGACUUAUUAGAUGAGACCUCUACUUUCAAGCCAGGCCAUGCUCGGUCAAGGUCAGAUAUUACCCAUGUGGACUGGAGGCUAGUCCUCCAAACCAUGCCUCUGCAGCAGCAACCGUGUCUUCGGGGCCCUCAUUUCACCAGGCCAGCUUUUCUGUCAUCCUCACCAAAUAAGGUCGAAGAUGCUCAAGGGAAUACUGAACACAAGCAGGCAUUCCCAAACAUUCUGAAGAAGGGGUACCUGGAGAUUAGGAAGGACCAUGACAGUUACUGGCAAAGCUGUUACGCAGAACUCUCCCCCUACAACUUCUACUUCUACAGCCUUGACAGCAGUGGCAAUCAAGCCCUCUAUGCCACCUACCAGCUUUCACACUUUCAGAGCAUAUCUGUUUUGGGCAACCUCGAGGCCAGGCUGGUGGAUACCGUUCUGUAUGACAACACUCAGCUGCAGUUAAAGGCAGAGUCACCAUGGGAGGCUUUGGACUGGGGGCAGAAGCUUUGGGAAGUCGUGCACGCCGCUGUGCCUGGUUAUGUGGGGCGGCAAGAUGAGCUGGCCAACUCACCAGGGCUUGGUCAUCACGUUGACUGUACACUGAAUCACUGUUUACAGAAGAAAUCCAGUGAGCUGUUCGCACCAUCCCCUGUCUUGGAUAGUCCCAGACAGUACCAAAACAUCAUCAAAUCAGGGACGCUGUACAGGCUCACCAUCCAGAACAACUGGAAGGCAUUUACUUUUGUGCUUAGCAGGGCCUACCUUAUGGCUUUCCAGCCUGGCAAGCUAGACGAGGAUCCCCUGCUAAGCUACAAUGUGGACGUGUGUCUGGCUGUCCAGGUGGACAACCUGGACGACUGUGACUCUUGCUUUCAAGUCAUUUUCCCCCAAGAUGUCCUCCGCCUCCGCGCUGAGACCCGGCAGAGGGCCGAGGAGUGGAUGGAGGCUCUGAAAACAGCAGCCAAUGUGGUGAGGAGUUCAGAGCAAAACCUGCAAGUCACCCUGAGGAGCAAACCCAAGGAUCAGAUGGGUGGGCACGAACUCAGGAAGAACAAACGUCAGUCUGUGACCACCAGCUUCCUCAGCAUUCUCACAACUUUGUCUUUGGAGCGAGGACUGACUGCUCAGAGUUUCAAAUGUGCAGGAUGCCAGCGAUCCAUAGGCCUUUCCAGUGGGAAAGCCAAGGUGUGCAAUUACAGUGGGUGGUAUUACUGCAGCAGCUGCCAUGUAGACGACAGUUUCCUCAUCCCCGCACGCAUAGUCCACAACUGGGAUACUUCGAAAUACAAGGUAUCUAAGCAGGCCAAAGAGUUUCUGGAGUACGUGUACGAAGAGCCCCUGAUCGACAUCCAGCAGGAGAACCCCAUGCUGUACCGCCACGCCGAGCCCCUGGCCACCGUGGUGCGGCUGCGGCAGCGGCUGAAGUCUCUGCGCGCCUACCUGUUCAGCUGCCGGGCGGCUGUGGCCGAGGACCUGCGCCGCAGAAUUUUCCCCAGAGAAUACCUCCUUCAACAGAUCCACCUAUAUUCCCUCGCUGAUCUGCAGCAGGUGAUAGAGGGGAAGCUGGCUCCAUUCUUGGGCAAGGUCAUUAAAUUUGCCACCUCACACGUGUACAGCUGCAGUCUUUGUAGCCAGAAGGGGUUCAUCUGUGAAAUCUGUAACAAUGGAGAGAUCCUCUACCCUUUUGAGGAUAUUUCAACAAGCAGGUGUGAAAGCUGUGGAGCCGUUUUCCAUUCUGAGUGCAAAGAGAAGUCCGUCCCCUGCCCAAGGUGUGUCCGCAGGGAGCUGCAGAAGAAGCAGAAAUCUUUCUGGCGGAGGCUGAACAUGGACGAGAGCCUGGAGGAGGCUUGCAACAUGUUCGAGCUGUCCUAUCAGAACACCUGAGUCAGCAGGGGCCUGAGGCCAGGGAUUGACCUCUGGCUGAUGCAGCAGCCGGCAGCUUCCCAGCUAGCCCGUUCGAUCCCUUUGGAAGAAAAGGAUGUCUCAUCUUCAACUAGACAUAGAUGUAGAUUUACAUACAUAUCCACACUUCCCAAUACGUCCUUAUGUAUGUUCUGUGUAAAUCGCUGUCCAAAAGGUCCAGGAAGCCUCUGUGGCUCAAAAAACUACCAACAGAGGCUUCAAAAAAAAAAAAAAAAAACCAC